UUGCGCGCCCUCGCCAUGGCUCGCUGGGUGCCCCUCGCGGCCCUGCUACUUCUCGUCACAGUCGACGCCGCGCGCAAACCGGCCCCGCCGCGCAGUGAGCCGCAGAUCGAGGAGGUCACCUCCAAGCAGCUGGAACGGGUGCUGGAGGACAAGGACUACGUGGCCGUGUUCUGGUAUGCGAGAAGCUGUGUCACAUGUGACAAAGUUCUAGAAGAAUUAGAGAAGAUAGAUGACGAUACGGACACAUUUGGCGUCGACUUUGUUAAAAUAAACGACAAGAGGCUCGCGAAACAGUAUGGCAUUACGAAAUUCCCCGCCCUCACGUAUUUCCGUGAGAAGGAACCGAUUAUAUACGAAGGAGAUCUCAUGGACGAGGAGAGCGUCUUGGAUUUCCUGACGAGUUUAGAGGCAAUGGACCUUCCAGACCGGAUAGAAGAGGUUAAUCAGAAAAUUUUAGACAAAAUUGUUGAAGACACAGAAUACGUAGCCGUUCUCUUCUGUCCUGAUCACAAAAAUUGCGGUCCGAUCAACAAUAAGCCCGAAUGCAAGAAAUGUGCUAAAGCUCUUCAAGAGCUGGAGAACAUUGACGAUGAGGCCGAUCAACUAGGUAUUGGUUUCGUUAAGAUCCAUGAUGAAGAAUUAGCCGAAGAGUACAGUCUUGGAGACUUGCCAAGAUUAGUCUACUACAGGCAUCAAAUACCUAUUAUAUAUGAAGGUGAAUUGAGUAAGGAGGAAGAUGUUUUGGAAUGGCUCAUUGCUAACAAGUCGACUGGGGACGAAGAGGACGUUAUCGAGGAUGUGACCGCUAAAACAUUGAAUACGCUUAUAGGAAACGUUGACAACUUGGUUGUUCUAUUUUACGAUCAUGGCGACGAAGAUUCAAUGACCGUGCUGGGAGAACUGGAAAAAAUAGAUGAUGAUUGUGACAGACAUGGAAUCCAAUUCGUUAAAAUCGAUGAUCCAAAAGCCGCGGUUGAAUUCGGGAUUGACGAUCUUCCCUCUUUAGUGUACUUUGAAAAACAGAUCCCCAAUGUAUAUGAUGGUGAACUAGAAAAUGAAGAAGAAAUUUUGGAGUGGUUAGUAGAUCAGCUAGAAAAGGAUGAAAUUGAAGAUGUUACGGAUGAAAUGCUCGAUCGCCUUAUUAAAGAUGGAAAGACGGUAGCUGUACUGUUCUAUGAUAACAAUGACCGAAAAUCUCAAAAAGUCUUAAAUGAGUUGGAGAAUAUUGAUGACGAAUGUGAUCAACUAGGCAUUGCUUUUGUCAAGAUUGAUAAUGAUGAAGAAGCUAAAGAAUAUGGCAUUGAAAAAGUACCAACAUUACUAUAUUUUGAAAAGGGAAUACCAACAUAUUAUGAAGGCAAUUUAGAAGAAGAAGAAAAAGUUCUUGCCUGGCUAAAACAUCAAACAGAAAGUGACGAAAUUGAAGAUAUUACAGACGAAAUGCUUGAUCUCAUCAUCGAGAAAAUGCCUUACGUCGCAGUUCUAUUCUAUGACAAGGACCAUAAAAAGAGUCAAAAAAUCUUGGCUGAGUUAGAAAAUAUUGAUGACGAAUGCGAUCAGAAUGAUAUUGCCUUCGUUAAAAUCGAUGACGAUAAAGAAGCUAAAGAGUACGGUAUUGAGACAAUACCGACAAUGGUGUUCUUUGAAAAAGGAAUUCCUCACGUCUAUGAAGGGGACCUCAUGAAAGAAGAAGAGCUCUUAGGAUGGUUAAUCCAUCAGAAGAGGCACAGUGAAAUACCCGAGGUUACGGAUGAAAUGAUGGACAAACUUAUAGAUACAGCACAAUACUUAGCUGUGAUCUUUUAUGAUAAAGAAGACAAACAGGACAUCAGAAUUCUCAAUGAAUUAGAAAACAUUGAUGAUGAAUUAGAAAAGGAAGGAAUCGUCAUUGUACGUAUAGAUAAUGAAGCCGAAGCAAAGGAGUACGGAAUUGACCAUCUUCCCACUUUGGUAUACUUUGAGGAAAAUAUUCCAGCUAUUUACGAAGGAGAUCUUAUGAACGAAGAUGAAGUUCUGGAAUGGCUCAUUGAACAAAAAAACAGCGCUACUAUUGAAGAAGUUACCGACGAAAUAUUGACUGAUCUUAUCGAAGAACAUGAAUACGUAGUGGUUUACUUUAGUGGUAACUGUGAAGAAGGAGAUGAAUGUGAUAAUAUAUUGGAAGAAUUGGAGAACAUCGACGAUGAGCUUGAUGAAACCGGUAUAAUAUUCGUCACGACAGAGGACAUCACUCUAGCCAAGAAAUAUGGAAUCAAAACCUUCCCCACACUUGUGUUCUUUAGAAAUAAAGAGCCACUUAUUUUCAAAGGUGACAUCGAAGACGAAGAUGAAGUCCUCGCGUGGUUAACUGACGAAAAUACCCUCGAAAUUCCCGGAAAAAUUGAAGAAGUCAAUGCUAAAAUGCUAGAGAAGAUUUUAGAGGAGAAUGAACAUAUUGUAGUCUUCUUUUAUAAGGAAAAUGAUAAAAAGUCCCAGAAAAUAUUGAGCGAACUGGAAAAUAUUGACGACGAAUGUGAAGAACAGGAUAUCGACUUCGUUAAAACUUCCGACGAGGGUAUCGAUAAGGAAUAUGACCUUCCUGACUUACCGGCAUUAGCUUUCUACAGACACAAAUUCAGAACUAUCUACGACGGAGACCUAAUGCAUGAAGAAGCCAUUCUUAAAUGGGUAUUGGAACUUCAUACUUCUCAUCCUGACGUAAUUGAAAAUGUGGACAGAAAAACUUUGAAGGAUCUCAUUGACGAUGUUGAACAUUUAGCGGUAUUUUUCUAUAAUGACAACUGUGACACGUGUGAGGAAAUAUUGGAAGAAUUGGAAACGAUUGACGAUGACACCGACAAACAUGGGAUUCAAUUCGUUAAAUCUAAAGAUUCAAAAUUGGCAUCUGACAUUGGAAUUUUCAGUUUUCCCGCUCUAGUUUACUACGAAACUGGAGUACCAAUAAUGUAUGACGGUGACUUAAAGAACGAAAAUAAGGUUCUCCAGUGGCUUAUAGAUCAAAAAAGUGAAGAUAGCCACCAACAAAAUAAACCUAAUCCUAAAUCCAAGGCCAAUGCAGAUGAACGAAAAUCGAAAUUCAUAGGAAGAAACGCCGAUCUAGCAAAAGAAGCCUCAGCGAAGAAAUUAGGAAGUUCAAGGCUUAAUCGAGAAUUAGAAAUUAGCAAAAAAAGCCACGAAGGCAAGUUGACACAUACCGAAGAUGACGAUGACGACGAUUUUGAUAAAGAUGACGAUGAUGGGCAUUAUAGUAUCUUAGGUUCUAUUAAAAAAAAACUAUCUUUAUUUAACAAUCCAGUAAAAGAAAAAGUAACAGUCCGAUUUCCUAAAACAGUAAAUAAAUUCAACAGACCUAAAAUUAUAAAUAAUGUUGUUGAUGAUGACGAUGAAGAUGACGAUGACGAUGACAAUGACAAUGACGAUGAUGAUGAUGAUGACGAUGACGAUGACGAUGACGAUGACGAUGACGAUGACGAUGACGAUGACGACGAUGAUGACGAUGACGAUGAUGAUGAUGAUGAUGAUGAUGAUGACGAUGAUGAUGAUGAUGACAAUAGUAAUGAUGAUGACGAUGAAGACGAGGACACCGAAUACGAUGACAAAAGUAAAAAAUUAAAAAAAUAUUCUAACAAUAUACGUCACAGAGUAGGUAAGGCACUGAAAAAUGAUAAAAAUAGUGACAGUAAAGAUGAUGAUGAUGAUGAUGAUGAUGAUGAUGAUGAUGAUGAUGACGAUGACGACGAUGAUGAUGAUGAUGAUGAUGAUGGUGAUAAGGGGGGAGGCAUUUUCAAUAGGAUUAAGAAAAUAAUAACAGGAAACUUGUUGGAUGAAACUGAAGUUUUAGAUUGGAUGGUCAAACAAAAAGAAGAUGAAAGUAUUGAAGAAAUCGAUAGAAAUAGAUUAUCAAAGUAUAUAGAGGCAAAAGAAUUUUUAGCAGUUGUCUUUUAUAAAGAAGAGGAUCCUCUUAGUCCAAGAAUUUUAAGACAUGUAGAAUUGAUAGACGAUGAAGCCGCAGAAUAUGGUAUAAAGAUCGUGAAAUGUAGUGAUCGUCUUAUGGCAAAGAAAUAUGGUUUUCGAAACCCCCCGGGAAUAACGUACUUUAGAAAAACUAAAUACAUCAAUUAUGAUGGGGACAUGGACGAUGAAGAAGAGAUAUUGGACUGGUUAACAAAUCCCGAAAAUAUGGAGCUUACGGAUCAUAUUGAAAAAGUUAAUAAAAAAAUGUUCCAAAAGAUUAGACAAACGUCGGAUUAUGUUGCCGUAUUCUUUUACAGUAAUGACUGCAAACAAUGUCCAAAAGUACUGUUAGAAAUUGAGCACAUUGAUGAUGAUGCUGAUGCUGCGGGCAUAAAUUUUGUCAAAAUAAACGACUGGCAGAUGGCGAAGGAGUUUGGAGUAUUUGCAUUGCCAGCCGUCUUGUUUUUCAAAUUGGGUUCUAAAGAUCCAGUCAUAUACGCUGGUGAUCUCUAUGAUGGCCAGCAAUUACUGAGUUGGCUGCUGACUCAGAAAAAUCCAGCAGGAGACAUAAUAGAAGCAUUAGAAGGACAAGAGUUACUGGAUCUCAUCAGUGACUCUGGAUCCUUAGCCGUGUACUUCUGGAAUAGAACGUUAUGUGAACUAUGCAGUGUUAAAUCCUCGCAACCAAAAAAGCCAAAAAAGAGUUUUAGAGAAAACGAGGACGAAGAAUUACAGGAAAUAGACUUUGAUUCCCUCGAUUGUGAGCAAUGCUCUGGAAUAUUGGAAGAAUUAGAGAAUAUUGACGAUGACUGUGAUAGACAUGGAAUUAAAUUUGUCAAAACACAAGAUUACUCGAUAUCUGAAUCAUAUGGAGUGACCGAUUUUCCUGUCCUUGUAUACUUCGAGAAUAAUGUACCAAAUGUUUAUGAGGGUUCUUUAGCUGAAGAAGAAGAAGUGCUGCAAUGGCUUAUCACACAGAAGACAGAAGAUCGUAUUGAGUUAAUUACUAGAGUAAUGCUUGAGAAUAUGGUUGAGGAAACUCAGUACUUGGCAGUAUACUUCUACAAACUAAACUGCCAUAUUUGUGAACACAUUCUAGAAGAAUUAGAAAAGAUUGACGAUGAAUGUGACGUAUAUGGCAUACAUAUGGUUAAAAUUCAGGACCCUCAACUUGCGAAGAGAUAUUCAAUUAAAACUUUUCCAGCUAUGGUGUAUUUCAGAAACGGAAAUCCGCUCUUAUUCGAAGGUGACCUACAAAAUGAAGAAUCUAUUCUUGAAUGGCUUGUGGAUGAUGAUAAUCGUGAACUUGCAGACGAAAUUGAAUCUGUCAAUGACCGAAUGCUUGAACGUUUGCUAUACGAGUCCCAUUUACUAGCUGUAUUUUUCUAUGAUGAGGAAGAUUGUCCAGAAUGUCAAGACAUUUUGGAGGCUUUGGAACAGAUUGAUGGAGAGGUUGACCAAUACGGUAUCGAUUUUGUAAAAAUCGCCAGCCCUGAGGCAGCGGCUGCCCACAACAUAAUAAAUAUACCCUCCUUGGUAUAUUUCCGAAAAAGAGUGCCAAUGUUGUAUGAUGGUGACCUACAUCAAGUGGAUAGAGUGUUACAGUGGCUGACGUCUCAAGAUGUUUUUGAAAUAAAGAAUGAAAUCGAAGAAGUAAACAGGAAAAUGCUUGAUAAGUUAUUGGAAGAAAACGAAUUCCUCGCUGUUUAUUUCUAUGAAAACUCUGUGGAAAGCCGUAUCGUUUUGGAUAAGUUAGAAAACAUUGAUAGCGAGACAGACAAUUUAGAUAUCACGUUUGUUAAAAUGCAUGAUCCCCGGUAUGCAAGAAAGUGGGGUGUCACUAAAUUGCCCGCCAUCGUGUACUUCAGAAAACGAUUUCCAAGUAUUUACCGAGGGGAAAUUAUGGCCGAAGAGGAAGUUCUUGAAUGGCUGAGGAAGAAUAGAUUUAGGCAGCCGGAGCUUAACAUAUUCAUGUACGCUUUGAUAGCCUUAUCAAUAGCGUUUGUUAUGUAUACUGCAUUUUUGCUGCAGUGUUUCAAACCUUCGCCUCAAACACAAACGCAGCAUCCAAAACAAGCGUGAAAUGUGUUCAUCAGGUUAAGAAUGCCUUAAGUUUUAUAUUAUAUCUAUACAAUCUAUAUAACUUCCUACGAGGUUUAUGGAACGUUCCAUCUCCUUAGUCGACCUUAAUGAGAAAUAGUAUGUACUCAUAUAAUAAUUCUUUGAGCUAGCUGAAACAGGGAUAGAACCUUUUGCUACUUAAUUUAUACCACGAAUACACUAACAAUUAUGGGAUCAAAUUAAAGUAACGUUUCUUAAUAGGUUUUAGGAUAACCGUCACCCCAGUGUAGAACGCGCCUUUGUCUCCGAUCAUAUUUUUAUACUAAGCUUUAUGUUUAAAAUAACAAUAUAUUAUAUAGGCACUCUAAGUGACAGACCGAAGUCUCUUCUUUGAUAUUUUCGUUUAAUACAAAUUUAUACGGCAUUUUCUUUUUCUUAAGACUGUAUAAUGAUAAUCUUUUUCGCUGAUCGUUUAGUCACCACGAUUCUUUGCAUAGUAUAUUUAAAGCAUGUCGUUUUAAUCUGUUGAAAACAUUUUUUCCAGUUAAUGAUGAUAAUGAUGGUUGCUAAACAUUUUUUUUUUCUUUCGGCCAACACUUAAUUUUUUAUUUUUAAUAACACGACGCGUCCUUAGCUAUUUUUCUUAUAUUUUUAAUUUUGUUGGUUUUUAAGAUUCGUAUUAAUAUAUAAAUAUUAUGUCUCCAUCAAUAAUACAACGACUUACCUAUCUAUUUUGCCAUUCCCCUAAUAUUGAGUACAUCAAGAUUGCAUCGCCGGCUUCAAAAUAAAUAAAUAAAUAAAUAGAAAAGACAUGUUUUAUUACAAUAAUAUAAGGGACACAUGAGAAACUUUUUCAAAAGGUUACCCUAGAGAUGCACAAAUGAUGCUCCAACAAGUUGAAGCGUUUGCGCGCGUGUUAUAUAUUGUUAAUGAUGUACAUAAAAUGUAAAUAUUAAAAAUAAAUAAAAAAUGUAAAAAUAA
This is a messenger RNA of Danaus plexippus (monarch butterfly), 6996 nucleotides long. RefSeq names its product FK506-binding protein 5 (gene hlk). Lineage: Eukaryota; Metazoa; Arthropoda; Insecta; Lepidoptera; Nymphalidae. The coding region runs from base 16 to 6036 and encodes 2006 amino acids. The record is from RefSeq and is a predicted model, not a curated record. The transcript has 28 exons.